This is a messenger RNA of Orbicella faveolata, 1890 nucleotides long. Its product is annotated as methylmalonyl-CoA mutase, mitochondrial-like. Gene Ontology annotation, molecular function: methylmalonyl-CoA mutase activity; metal ion binding; cobalamin binding. Gene Ontology annotation, cellular component: mitochondrion; cytoplasm. Lineage: Eukaryota; Metazoa; Cnidaria; Anthozoa; Scleractinia; Merulinidae. The record is from RefSeq and is a predicted model, not a curated record.
CAACGUAAUGUCGUCCGAGAUUUGAGCCACAAAGUGAUCAAUUUUUCGCUUGUCUACGGAUAUGCUGACUUGUGCAAGGUUGAGAAGCAAAGUCCUUUUCAGUCCGCUGUCAUCAGCGUACCAGGCUUUGGGACAAAGGUUUGUUCACCGGGAGCCACUGCAUCCUGAAUGGACUGAACUGGCAAAGAAACAAUUGAAAGGAGCAGAUCCAGAAAAGAAACUAACAUGGCACACUCCAGAGGUAGUGAUUACCUCCAGAAUUAAGUUUGCAGCAAUGUAUAUUGUGGCAGCAGAGGAACAGGGAGUAAAACAAGAGCAGCUAUCAGGAACCAUUCAGAAUGACAUUCUGAAGGAAUUCAUGGUGCGCAACACCUACAUCUUCCCACCUGAGCCAUCUAUGAAGAUCAUAGGCGAUAUCUUCUCCUACACUUCACAGGUGAGCUUCCAUAAAGUAGCUUUUGCAAAAGUUGUGUACCGGUAUCAGCAUGUUCGGUCACCACCUUGUAGACAUGUUAUUAUAUUUCCCUCUUUCACUUCAGGUCUGAAAGCCGGACUCAAUAUCGACAGCUUUGCACCUCGCCUGUCGUUCUUCUGGGGGAUUGGAAUGAAUUUCUACAUGGAGAUAGCAAAGAUGAGAGCUGCGCGCAGACUGUGGGCCAAUCAGAUUGAGAAGAACUUCAAGCCAAAGAACAUGAAGUCGUGUAUGUUGAGGACACAUUCGCAGACUUCCGGCUGGUCUCUCACUGAACAGGACCCAUACAACAAUAUCGUGCGUACGACAGUCGAAGCCAUGGCAGCGGUGUUUGGUGGAACCCAGUCCCUGCACACCAACUCGUUUGACGAGGCCCUGGCACUACCGACUCCUUUCAGCGCAAGGAUUGCUCGUAACACGCAGAUCAUACUGCAAGAGGAGUCUGGCAUUCCUAAUGUUGCAGACCCGUGGGGCGGUUCAUACAUGAUGGAAUGUCUCACAGACGAGAUAUACGAAAAGGGUUUGAGUGUAAUCAAAGAGGUGGAAGAGUUGGGAGGCAUGGCCAAAGCAGUCGCAGCGGGAAUGCCAAAACUGAGAAUCGAGGAAUGCGCAGCCAGACGACAGGCCAGGAUCGACUCAGGGUCAGAAACAAUCGUUGGCGUUAACAAGUAUCGGUUGGCCAAAGAAGAAGCCAUUGAUGUGCUUGUUGUCGAUAACACCAGAGUGCGAGAACAACAGUUGGAGAAAAUAAAGCGAAUUAGAGAGACCCGAAACCAGGACGAGGUGAAUUUGGCGGUGGAUGCCAUUUCCGAGUGCUGCAAAACAGGCCAAGGGAAUCUUCUAGACCUUGCUGUUAAGGCUUCCAGGGUCCGUUGUACCGUUGGUGAGAUAACCGAAGCAAUGGAAAGGGUGGUUGGAAGACAUGUCGCCAGUGAUCGCAUGGUCAGCGGUGCCUAUAAAACAGAGUUUGGCGAUUCGGACGAGAUAAGCCAGUGCAUGAAGAAAGUGAAUGUGAGUCAUGAUAUUGUCGUCGUGUGUGGUGGUGUUAUUCCCCCUCAAGACUACCAGUUCCUUUAUGACUCCGGAGUCAACUGUAUCUUUGGCCCAGGAACACGCAUUCCGGCGGCAGCUAUGGAUGUCUUGGAUGCUGUAAUGAACGGUAACGCUGGACAAAAGACCACCGCUUAGACUGGGCCUACAAUAGCUAGCGUAAUUCUAAAACUCUUUUCCAGUCGUCCUGUAAAAAACAGUCAAAAAAAUCAGUACUGGAGUGAGCCUGCGAUUUUCUGCACAGGCGUUGCCAAGUAACCAUGACAUCCGACUCUUUAUACAGCUUCACACAGUAUUAACCCUUUGAAUACCAAACUUUCGCCAAAAAAUACCGUUUUUAACUGUUUAGUCAGGUUUUUUGGCUGCUA